CGGAACCUUUCCCUCUCCCGCAAGGGGCGCUGCGUCUAUCAGUAGUGGGAAAAGAACGCACGAUUUAAAGUAAUAUUGAACAUCUCUCGACAAGUGGAAAAAUCUAUACAUGCAUCUGUUCUCGGUAAACGCCAGCAAAAGCCGUAAUACAUAUUUCAGUGUACAUUUCAUGCCGACAUUUAAAAAGGAAUAGUAACCCGUGUACCGAAUUCUGAAUUGGAACUAAUCGGGGAAAAGUUUAGCGAACUUCCCACAAAGUUUGUCAGUGAUGAAGUAUUAAUUUACCCGGAUGGAGUUACUUUGAUUGAAGUCAUAAACGAGGAGCGGCAAAGUGCCUAUGUCCGUCUGAUAUCGUAAAUGCGAAGGGCCUGAGUUUGGAUUUAGUUCGUGUUGGAACAUUGUUAACGUUCAGAGCUUUCGCUUAUUAUUGGAAUAUAUACUUGAUGAGAAGGCAGCGCUAAGGCACGUCAUAACGGCAUAUUUGCGAUUAGGUGAUAACGAUGGAGUUAACUGCAUCAGUAUUACGGCUAGGCUUUGGUGUGAUAACGUUACUGGUCUUCGUGACAAAUGGUUGUCUAGGUAACCCAGACGCCAAGCGAUUGUAUGAUAACCUCUUGAAGACAAGUGGCUACAACAAACUUAUACGACCAGUUGGAAACAACAGUGACACGCUCACAGUCUUCUUAGGACUGAAGUUGUCACAACUUAUAGAUGUGGACGAAAAAAAUCAGAUAAUGACCACUAAUGUUUGGCUACAACAGAAAUGGUUUGACAAGAACUUGGUUUGGGAUCCCAAGGAGUACGGUGGUGUGUCGAAGAUGUACGUCCCUUCGGAGGAGAUCUGGCUUCCCGAUAUUGUAUUGUACGGCAAUGCUGAUGGAAACUAUGAGGUGACACUUAUGACAAAAGCUACACUGCACCCCAAGGGCUUAGUAGAAUGGGAGCCACCAGCUAUUUAUAAAAGCUCCUGCACCAUCAAUGUAGAAUUCUUCCCCUUCGACGAGCAGCUCUGUUCCAUGAAGUUUGGCUCGUGGACGUACGAUGGUUUCCAAGUCGACCUGAAACACAUAGGUCAGAUCGAGAGAGAAGAUCACGAGGGCGCUGUGCUCAUCGACGAAGGCAUCAACCUAAACAACUUCUACCGAAGUGUUGAGUGGGAUAUACUCGAUGCCCCUGCUAAGAGAAACGAGAAGUAUUAUCCAUGCUGCGUGGAGCCUUACCCAGACAUCACGUUCAACAUCACCAUGAGACGUAAGACCUUGUUCUACACUGUGAACCUGAUUAUCCCUUGCGUGGCCAUUUCAUUCCUGACCGUACUCGUCUUCUACUUACCAUCAGACAGCGGGGAGAAAAUUACCUUGUGUAUUUCCAUUCUGCUUUCGCUCACUGUGUUUUUCUUGCUGUUGGCUGAGAUCAUUCCGCCGACGUCGCUCGUAGUUCCUCUUAUAGGGAAAUAUCUCCUCUUCACCAUGAUCUUGGUCACCUUGUCCAUCAUCGUAACCGUCAUUGUCCUAAAUGUCCACUUUCGGUCGCCAUCUACGCAUACAAUGUCGCCUUGGGUCCGAAAAGUCUUCCUAAACAUUCUACCAAGACUGUUGAUAAUGCGGCGGCCAAACCCUGAGAAGGAGCGGGCGCCAAGAGUGGUGGUCCGGACAUGCAACGGCGUCGAAAUCAGAGACUCCUACGGUGAUGGAGGACGGUUGGCGAGCGAAACCUACGAUAGCGCUCACACCAACUACGUGAUGAGGGGUGCAGAGGGUCUCCUCGGCCACGACGCUGACAACACUGGCCUUCGACAACGACGGUAUGCCCCAAAUGUCCUGAAGGCGUUGGAAGGGGUACGAUUCAUAGCCGAGCAUCUCAAGAAAGAUGAUGAAGACGGCAAUAUUAAGGAGGACUGGAAAUACGUAGCAAUGGUGCUAGACCGACUUUUCCUGUGGAUCUUCACGACAGCCUGUGUUGUUGGUACUUUGGGAAUCAUCCUGCAGGCGCCUACAUUGUAUGAUAAACGACCAGCCAUGCCGCAAACUUUGAAUGAUGACUAAAGAACAUCGCCUUCAAACCGCGUGUUUUUUACUUCAUCCAUUGUGCGAGCAUGGUUUGCUACCGGACUCAUCCAUCGUGUAGGCUCUUCAUAUUGACGAACCGAGGGUACCAAUGGCUCAGACUAAGUUUGGGGAUGUCCACUUCAUGCAGAUGUAGGAUGGAGUCAAAGAAGUGGUGGUAGACCUUGUGAUUCCCAGUCCGUAAGAUACCGAGUGUUUGAGCCGGAUCUGCGAAUGGCUGGCGGAUUCUUACCACUUUGACUUGUCUGUAUGCCAAUGGAUGCUAGUGUGUGUAAAAAGGGCCGUGUCAAUAUAGUAACUGUUAUAAUGGCAGUGUUUCAUAGCAACGGUUGCCUCAGUGAUGAAUGCAGAAUAUUUUUAAUUUUUGUAAAUAUUGUACAAUUUGUUGGAAGACUGGUUUUAUUACAACACUUCAACUGUAAAUAUCCUUGACUAAUAUAUAUCUUGCAUUCUUUAUAAUAGUUUAUUCCAAGUUGAGUAAGAGGUAUUACAAAUUGCAGUUUAUUCAUUUGACUUGUAUAUAGAUGUACAGAAAUCACUUCAAAGUGAAAGUGGGCGUCAUGCUCCUAUGAAAAGAUAUGGACAGUCUUCCAGCGAUGAAGUGACCGUCUUCGAGUUUCUCUGAUAGAAGCACAACCUAUCCUCUAUUUCAAAGUGGUCAACUAUUAACCUGAUGCAAAAUAGUGAGAUUAAUCAUUCAUAAAUUGAGACAGAUCUAUACUCAUGAUAUGUCAUAAACAAGCAAGAAUGGUCAACGAUGUAUGUGUGGUGUAUGUCUCUUUUUCACACAGUUUCAACUGUAAUCCCCAAAAAGCGUACACGUCUGAUGAUUGUGUGUAUACACUUCGGAUUUUUCAAUUAUACAUUAUAGUUAGUACAAUGUACAAACGACUUAUUUACCAUUAGUUCGUUCGUAGUGUUAUCGUGGUGUCAUCUUUUCAAAAGUGGUCCGAUGUUCUCCGAUUUCCGCAUACUACAAUCUCUGUAUAAACAAAAUUUGAGUCAUCCAGGAACCAUGUAUUAAAAAAUAAGUGUCAAUCGCAAUAUUUCAAUCUGUGUGCAGGUGGCGGCUCCACAAGAGUAGUUAUCGGAACUCGGGGAACACAUCCUUUUGUGUGAAACUUUGCACGGUUUAGGUAGUAGAUUUUGUUCGAAUUUUCAACACUUACUACACUUUUUGUUGUUGUCAAUGACUCUAAUAUAAUUCCCUUCGUCUCUCAAUACAGUACACAUAAUUUAUUAUUUGACAUUGACUUUUCGUCAUAUUUAAAGAUGUGUAACUUUAAAUUUAUCUUGUCUUCACUAUCCACGAACCAUAGCUUUUAUUCAAAUUCUUGUUGCUAAAACAAUUUAAGAAGUCGAGAAAAACUAAUUAUCGAAAUUUUUAGAAGAUGGCUUUGCUUUUUUUCGAAGAAAAAAAGCUGUACUUCACCGCCGUGUGCUAAGCCAGCACGGAAAAAAUAAAACGAAAUGAUAGCUAUUCCUCGAAAUUAAAUGCUGAUUAUAUCAUUGCUGAUUAGAUUGUUGCAAACAGGCGAUAUCGAAUUGACUAUCGUGUUUGUUGUCUGACUUGUCAACUAUUUGAAGACUGCUAUAUCUUCGACUUCACUAGCACUGCGUGUAUCACGGCUUCUACUACUACGUGUAUCUUUCAUUGAAUUUGUUCCGACCUCAGUCGUUUUUAUUAUACUUUCAUGUAAUAAUCCUAUUUUCUUCUCGUUUAAGCCUAAAAGAACACCUAGUGGAUUUUGUAACACUUUGAAUUUCGGCAUGGUCUUGUAGGUCUCCUUACUUUUGUAUUUAAAAAGAUUAUUCAAAUUUUAUUUUGAACACCAGUAUUUCAAUGGGUCACUUAUACUUGUACUUGCAUUAAUACAUGUAUGCAUGACGUUAGGCAAACGGGUAAGAAAUGCUGAGUUGCUAAGUGGUUUAAUUCCUGUAUGUAAUGACUGCGACACCAAUAUUGUAUAUAAAAGAUAAACAAUAUUCCGUUAUGAAUCCUUUUAUUAGUGUAAUUAAGGUUAGCCAGUUGGAUCUUCAACCUGCAUGGACCAACGGACAACAGCUUGAUGUGGUUAAUUUAAUUUAAUUUAAUAAACAGCUUUUAUUAUAAAAAUAUAAACAUAAAUGGAUGAUAAAACAGGUCGCUAUGACCUCUUACAUUAUGUCCAUAAAAUAAUUUUAGUUCAGAAUAAAACACAAGGUAUACAUGAUGAAGUUUUUGGCGAAUGCUCUUCCCUUCAACGUCAAGCAGGAGAGACUGCCUGAUAUCAAAUGGAAGCGCAUUCCAGAUUUUUCCAACCCCAACGAAUGAGCUUGCCACAAAAGUCUCUGUUUUAAAACGUGGACACGGGAGGAUAAGAUCAUCACCCCAACGCGUAGUAAAAGUCACGUCUGGGGCAUGAGUUUGAGAUAAAACAGUAUUUCCAAGCAAACAAUGGCACACAAAUACAACAUCGCCUAGCUCUCGUCGAAAGGAAAGUGGCAGUAAACCAAGCAGUCCAAGCCUAACCUGAUAGGGGUGAUCACCACCUAAUAUUUGUUUUGUUACUCUUCGUUGUACACCCUCAAUAGAAAGUAAAUACGGUCCGCUAAGGGAGGUUCCACUGUAUGUUGCUUGUAACCUUUUUUGUGAACAGGAACUACAUUACUUGACUUCCAGUCAGAAGGCAAUAGACCACUCUGCAUUGACACAUUAAACAUGUGACUAUACAAGAGGCUGCUAUUGCUGGGGCACUGGCUUGUAGAAACCUAGGAUACGAAUUGUCCGAACCACUUGCUUUGCUUGUAUCAAGUUGAACGCUGCUGGCCGAUUGAUCGAGACAUUUGCGAUACUCACGAAAGUCUCUGGUGCCCAAUUUAUUCGUACGACCCAUUGUCUAAUAACUCCAUAGCAUAUGUGUGGGAAACCAGAGCUAUUGGAAUAAAAGUGAUAUGAUAAUGUAUCUUGGAUUUGUAACUAAUUCAGUUCUGGAAACACUUUGUGAGGAUACUGCUUUAGAUGCUGUUCAAUCUUGUACACAGAGUAUUGCUUUCACAAUUCCUUCAAAAGACCGGGCAAUUUGUUGGGAGGAUGUGUGUCAGUGAUCCUGUUCCAAUGUGAUAAGAAGUUUUGUCUAACUUAUGUCAUGGAAAGUAGUUUACUUUGAUGAAAUCCUGUAUUCUGGCCCAAAAUUUGCAAAUGAAUGGUGUAACAUAUCAAUGCUAUCCAGGGUUUUCGUAGAACCGAUGGUGGUUUUGCCUCUCCAUACGGCAGUGUGGAGCAGUGGGAGAACAUAUUAGUCCCUCGUACAGCCAGUUAGUUUCUCCUUUCCUGUUUAGAAAGAUAUAUGGCUAUGGAACCAAGAUCAAUAUCGAAACCAUUUCAAUGUAUGUAGGCAGCCAAUGUUGCCCUCUAUACAGUCCAUAUGUUACUGUUAAUGAACGACGAGAAACGUCUACUGCCACGGAUGCUUUACAUCCAUGCUACUGCUAAGUUCGAAAAAGGUCAUAGAAUCCGGAACAGAUAACUGAGUUAAUGCAGCUACUUAAUCUGCAGCUACUUAUUCUUCUGAGCAUAAACAGUAUUGUUAAUGGAAUCACAGAGGCAUGCGUGGUGGAAUCUGUCUAUGGGGUAAACAAGUCUUGGUGAGGUCGGACACUUUGACCAAAAGAAAUUUAGAUUUUACAUCUGCCCGUUUGGAUGGGCGGUAUGAGUUGUAAUUGAGAGGGAAUCGAUUGUGCUAAGCCUAACACACUGUUGUUUGACAGAAACACGGGAGUGACAGAUUCCACUUACAUUCAGUUGGUGUCGUCUUCAAGCACAACAUGCUUCCAGGAACCUUGUACGGGCGUCGGUCCUUCAAACACAGUAUUUCGGCAAUGGCCGAUGUUGUGAAGUGAUGUAUCUUGGUUAACAUUCAAAUUCCGAAUGAGCCACUCGGCUGCUCAUACAACUGUGUGUAGAAGGAAGGAUAGGCUGUACGCGAUCGUCUUAGAAGAUGAACGAAGAGAGGACGGACAAACAUCGCUCAUGCCUGCCUUUUCAUGAUGACGUCAUGGUCUAGUGCUAGUUUCGUUUAGAUUGCACUAUUGCCGUGUAUGCAUGACCAAAUGUUAAUCAAUUUAAUGUACAUGUGUACCCUAAGAAUUGUAGUGGUGAUAUCCUGCAAUUACCAGGUGACACAUUUUGCGAUAUUGAUAUUUUGAAAGAGGUAGGCAGAAUACAACAGUAAUGCAUGGUAUAAAUUUAUUUGUAUUUUAUAUGUGAAUGUAACCUGCGUAUUUAUUUCAUAUCUUUUCAAAAUGCUGAUGAGACAACUCAAAAGUGUACGAAGUGUUUCUAAUGUCGUGAACUUGCAUCAAGUGAAAUCUGCAGCAGAUCGUAGCCGAAACGUCUCUUUCAUACCAUCGCACAUUGAUUAUGCAAUACAGUUUACUUUUAUGUUAACAUUAAGAUUGCAAAGUUGUUGGGCAAAGGUACCUCUUACCCAAAUGAUGAAUAAAAGGUAUUACUAUUCUUUUGUAAUAGCA
Molecule: messenger RNA, 6578 nt
Organism: Lineus longissimus
Lineage: Eukaryota; Metazoa; Nemertea; Pilidiophora; Heteronemertea; Lineidae
Product: acetylcholine receptor subunit alpha-like
Exons: 7
Coding region: 501-2045 (514 amino acids)
Biological process (GO): nervous system process; signal transduction; chemical synaptic transmission
Cellular component (GO): plasma membrane; postsynaptic membrane; neuron projection
Molecular function (GO): acetylcholine-gated monoatomic cation-selective channel activity; transmembrane signaling receptor activity
Source: RefSeq, a predicted model, not a curated record